This is a messenger RNA of Alternaria ethzedia, 492 nucleotides long. RefSeq lists its product as uncharacterized. The record is from RefSeq and is a predicted model, not a curated record. The transcript is spliced from 2 exons. NCBI's taxonomy places the organism in Eukaryota, Fungi, Ascomycota, Dothideomycetes, Pleosporales, Pleosporaceae. Bases 1 to 492 code for a protein of 163 amino acids.
AUGUAUCCUGGUCCACUGCCUAUUCGUACGCAAAAGAUGGCGCCCAUUUACCUCAUUGUCGUCACAAAAGCCACAACCUUCUCUCGCGCCCUCUACAACAUCGUGUCCGCAACCCCCGAAACCCAGACAUGCGCCUACCCCGAAAACAACGAGGAAUUCUUCUACAUCAACAUACGCGUCACACACCCUGCUACCAAUCGCAGCACAAUUCUUAAGAUGGAGGUACUCAAAGAAGCCCACGUUCUCAGCGUCGAAGUACCCGGUCGACAGAAGACACUGCCGCUGGCCGAGCAAGCACUUUGCAACCGAGUCGAUGCAGAGUAUUCGGAUAGGAGGCUAAAGAGAGAAUCUUUUGAGAUGGUGUGGAGGUUCGAGCAGGCGGAUGACGUGGAGGGGAAGUAUAAAGACGAGGCGAGGAAAGUGAGUGUGGAUAUUAUGGCGAGGGACUUGAAGACUACUUGGUGGGAUGUGUACGAGUGUGAACUUGGUUGA